AUGAGCCUCCCGAUAAGGGAAAAGAUGGAAGAAACUACUACGGCCCAUGCAGCUUUUGAAGACAGACUGGAGGAUAUCGAAAAGAGGCUGUCACUGCACGAAACCAAAAUCACGGACGCAGAAGAUAGGUCCCGACGCAACAAUAUCAGACUCAGAGGGGUCCCGGAGGACGUGGGAACUCAGGACUUAACGGCCUUCACCACGGAGCUGUUCGGUGCGGUCUUACCGGACAUACCCGCUGACAUGCUCUUACUAGACCGCAUCCACAGAAUCCCCAGGCCGCAACACUUACCACCAACCACGCCUCGAGACGUGCUCAUGCGGCUCCAUUAUUACCAUGCAAAGGACCAAAUCCUCCGAGCACACAGAGCUAGAAAAGACCUGCCUGAUAAAUUUAAAUCCAUCCUCCUAUUCACGGACCUGUCGGCGGAAACACUUUGGCGAAGAAGAUCCUUCAAACCCGUUGCAGAGGCUCUCCGACACCACCGCAUCCCCUAUAGAUGGGGCUAUCCAGCGAAACUCCUCAUCACUAAAGGAGAGAAACUUCUCACAGCCGCCUCACCGAAAGAAGGCCUGGAGCUGCUGCACAAAUGGGACAUAGCCCCAAAUCUACAAGCAACAGGCCUACGCAAGACACAGGGCACCGACGGACGUCCACAGAGGCAGCGGUGA
Molecule: messenger RNA, 672 nt
Organism: Pelobates cultripes (western spadefoot toad)
Lineage: Eukaryota; Metazoa; Chordata; Amphibia; Anura; Pelobatidae
Source: the annotation of a GenBank genome assembly